Messenger RNA from Rhincodon typus (whale shark), 989 nucleotides. Its product is annotated as son of sevenless homolog 1. The record is from RefSeq and is a predicted model, not a curated record. The transcript is spliced from 4 exons. NCBI's taxonomy places the organism in Eukaryota, Metazoa, Chordata, Chondrichthyes, Orectolobiformes, Rhincodontidae. The annotation marks the transcript as partial.
CAAUUAGAGGAGAAAAGUGAAGAUGAAGAAGACAAAGAAUGCCUGAAACAAGCCAUAACUGCUCUUCUUAACCUCCAGAGCAGUAUGGAAAGGAUUUGUUCAAAAUCACUUGCGAAAAGAAGGCUGAGUGAGUCUGCCUGUCGUUUUUAUAAUCAACAAAUGAAAAGCAAACACCUUGCAAUCAAGAAAAUGAAUGAAAUCCAGAAAAAUAUUGAUGGCUGGGAAGGCAAAGACAUUGGACAGUGCUGCAAUGAAUUUAUAAUGGAAGGCACACUGACACGUGUGGGUGCAAAACAUGAAAGGCACAUAUUCCUAUUUGAUGGCUUGAUGAUUUGCUGUAAAUCAAAUCAUGGUCAGCCUAGGUUGCCUGGUGGAAGCUAUGCAGAAUAUCGUCUCAAAGAGAAGUUUUUCAUGCGUAAGGUACAGAUCAAUGACAAAGAUGACACUAAUGAGUACAAACAUGCUUUUGAAGUUAUCUUGAAGGAUGAAAACGGUGUAAUUUUUGCUGCUAAAUCAGCAGAGGAAAAGAAUAAUUGGAUGGCAGCUUUAAUUUCUUUACAAUAUCGUAGUACACUGGAGAGGAUGUUGGAUACCACUAUGCUACAGGAGGAGAAAGAGGAGCCGCUUAGGCUCCCAAGUCCUGAAGUAUACAGGUUUGCUGAGCCAGAUUCUGAGGAGAACAUUGUGUUUGAGGAGAAUGUGCAAUCUAAAUCGGGAAUUCCUAUUAUCAAAGCUGGAACUGUUACAAAACUGAUCGAGCGGCUUACUUACCAUAUGUAUGCAGACCCAAACUUUGUUAGGACAUUCCUCACAACAUAUCGGUCCUUCUGCAAACCCCGGGAGUUGCUAGGCCUUUUAAUUGAAAGAUUUGAGAUUCCAGAGCCAGAGCCUACAGAAGCUGAUCGGAAGGCAAUGGAGCAUGGUGAUCAGCCUCUCAGUGCAGAAUUAAAACGUUUUAGGAAAGAAUAUGUUCAACCUGUGCAACUUCG